Alnus glutinosa is the source of this 1120-nucleotide messenger RNA. Its product is annotated as L-ascorbate peroxidase 2, cytosolic. NCBI's taxonomy places the organism in Eukaryota, Viridiplantae, Streptophyta, Magnoliopsida, Fagales, Betulaceae. The coding region runs from base 166 to 918 and encodes 250 amino acids. Gene Ontology annotation, molecular function: heme binding; peroxidase activity. The transcript has 10 exons. The record is from RefSeq and is a predicted model, not a curated record. Gene Ontology annotation, biological process: response to reactive oxygen species; cellular response to oxidative stress; hydrogen peroxide catabolic process.
UAAUCCAACGGCUGAAAACGAAUGCUAGAACCUUCUUUGUCCAAUUGUCCCAGACGACUCCUAUAUAUCAGCUUGGUGUCUACCCUGUAGUCUGUUGCUCGUGCUCUGCUCUGCUCUGCUCGUCACAAUCCAGUGCUUUUCAGUUUGUGAUCGAAGAUCGUGGCCAUGGUGAAGAAUUACCCAACUGUGAGUGAGGAAUACCAGAAGGCAGUGGAGAAAUGCAAGAAAAAGCUCAGAGGACUCAUCGCCGAGAAACGCUGCGCUCCUAUCAUGCUUCGAUUAGCCUGGCAUUCGGCUGGUACCUUUGAUGUGAAAACGAAGACAGGAGGGCCGUUUGGGACGAUAAGGCAUCCAGAUGAGCUUGCUCACGAAGCAAACAAUGGUCUCGAUAUCGCCAUUAGGCUUUUGGAGCCGAUCAAGGAGCAGUUUCCCAUAUUGUCUUAUGCAGACUUGUACCAGUUGGCUGGAGUUGUUGCUGUUGAAAUUACAGGAGGGCCUGAGAUCCCUUUCCACCCUGGGAGACCGGACAAAACUGAACCACCCCCAGAAGGUCGCUUGCCUGAUGCUACCAAAGGUUCGGAUCAUCUGAGAGAUAUUUUUGGCCACAUGGGUCUUAGUGAUACAGACAUAGUUGCUUUAUCUGGUGCUCACACUUUGGGAAGAUGCCACAAGGAGCGUUCUGGAUUUGAGGGACCCUGGACCACCAACCCUCUUAUUUUUGAUAACUCCUACUUCAAGGAACUCCUAAGCGGAGAGAAGGAAGGUCUAAUCCAGCUACCAUCAGAUAAAGCUCUUCUGGAGGAUCUAGUCUUUCGUCCUCUUGUAGAAAAAUAUGCUGCGGACGAGGACGCCUUCUUUGCCGAUUAUGCUGAAGCUCAUUUGAAGCUCUCGGAGCUUGGAUUUGCUGCUGCUGAAUAGAGAAUUGGAGAGGUGAAAUCACUGAAAUGUGGCUGCUGUCGGGUGUUUGGUCUGGAGGUUGGUGUUAUUCUGAAAGUUUGCGUGCUUUGGUUUAUGGGUAUUGAAUAUUUCGAUUAUGAAUAAUAUUCUGAAUCUGAUUGCGAAUUUUAUGGUAAUGAAAAUGUGUUUGGAUGUUAAAUAUAAUUCAGAUUCUUUUCAAAUA